AUGGAGACCGAAGAAACAGAGGAUGGCUUCACCGUCUUCCCAAUCCAAAUGCCGGCGGUGCCCUCGUGCCCCAUUACCGCCAUCCACGAAAUUCGACUUCGACGAAACACGCCCAAGAUCCCAACUGCCGUAGAUGGCCGGAGUCUCUUCCUGAAGAAUAUUCCAGUAGAUGCAUCAGAAGCACACUUUCGCGCUGUCUUCAGCCACCUCGUCGGCCCCGGCCGCUUCGAGAGCAUCGCCUUUGAAGGCGAGCGCAGGAGGCGGCUCGAGCUCGAUCCCGCCUCGGCCGCUAAGAUAUCUGCGCUCGUCAAAAAGAGGAAGCGCGAUGAACAGGAGCUCGAGGAGCACGCGCGCGAGGAGGAGUUGGCACUGCUGCCCGAGACGUGGACGCGCAGGAUACACAAGAGCGGCGGCAGCGCCAUCGUUCUGAUGGCCGAUGAAAAGAGUGUCGACCAGGUGCUGAAGGCCAUUGGAAAGACCAAGAAGAAGAACAAGAUGCCUGUUUGGGGGGAGGGGGUUGCCAGCGACACACCCGAGCUGGGCGCACCGUGGGUUGCGGCGCACCUGCAGCUGUCGAGGGCUGACAAGGCGGCGACGCAGAAGUCGGUGCACGCCUUCUUCAACGUGUUCAAUCGCAAGGAGAAGGAGGCGGCUGAGACAGCCAAGAAGACUGCGGAAUGA
Verticillium alfalfae VaMs.102 is the source of this 681-nucleotide messenger RNA. Its product is annotated as meiotic recombination protein DMC1. Gene Ontology annotation, biological process: rRNA processing; ribosomal small subunit assembly. The record is from RefSeq and is a predicted model, not a curated record. Bases 1 to 681 code for a protein of 226 amino acids. Gene Ontology annotation, cellular component: UTP-C complex; CURI complex. Lineage: Eukaryota; Fungi; Ascomycota; Sordariomycetes; Glomerellales; Plectosphaerellaceae. The transcript has a single exon.